UGUGACGUAGCGCGUUGCGUAGCGCAUCAGCCGCUGCGUCGCGCGUCGUGGGGAUGGAGCCCGCAUCGCAGCUGCUGUAACCGCUGAACAGGCCUCCACCCUGGACGCGGAGGAUCGCGCCAUGAUGUCCUACUACCACCCAGCCAAGGACGCGGACAUGGCGGCGCUGGCGGAGCCGCUGUGCCUGGAGAGAGAUGUGUGCAGGGUGAUCGAGCUGCUGGACCGGCUGCAGCGGAGCGGAGAGCUUCCUCCCCCCAAACUUCAGGCCCUGCAGAGAGUUCUGCAGAGCAAGUUCUGUGCUGCCAUCAGAGAGGUUUAUGAGCAGCUGUAUGACACUCUGGACAUCGUCGGAGGACCGGAGGUGCGAGCGCAGGCAACUGCCAAGGCCACGGUGGCGGCCUUUGCAGCCAGCGAGGGCCACGCACACCCGAGGGUGGUGGAGCUGCCAAAGACAGAAGAGGGUCUGGGCUUCAACAUCAUGGGGGGCAAAGAGCAAAACUCCCCCAUCUACAUCUCCAGAGUGAUCCCGGGGGGGGUGGCCGACCGCCAGGGAGGCCUGAAGAGAGGAGACCAGCUGCUGUCCGUCAACGGAGUGAGCGUGGAGGGGGAGCACCACGAGAAGGCCGUGGAGCUGCUGAAAGCCGCCCAGGGUUCGGUCAAGCUGGUGGUCCGCUACACCCCUAAAGUCCUGGAGGAAAUGGAGGCUCGCUUUGAAAAGAUGAGGAGCGCCCGAAGACGACAGCAGCACACCAGCUACUCAUCUCUGGAGUCCAGGGGCUAGCUGAUCCACGGCCUCCAUCAACCUUAUCCUCAAACCCUCCUGACUCCCAUGUUCUAGCUGUAGGCAAGACCGUAGAUGAGAAGUGAAAAAAGAGAGUAGCCUGCUUCAUGUUCAGGAUGUUCCUCCCUCCCCUCUUGCCCCAUUUCUUCGAGUAGUACAGAGUGAGCUUGUUAGACAACAUCUGUAAUACCUCGUCUUCAGUGUAAAACCAUCCUCCGCAUGUUAUUAUUAGUUAUUAUUGUUAGUGUGGGCUCAACUAGUCUGCUCUCCUCAGCAGGGUCCCGUGUGCAGGUCCACCUCCGUAGCACAGGAAGCGUGUUGAAACGGACAGUUGUCCAUCACAUGUCCAUUAGCAGUAUGAAGAACUACCCUGGACUCUGCUAGUGUCAUCUCAGUUAUGAGGAUUAAAAAAUAUCAUUCAUUCGUGUAUUCAUUGACUUGCAUAAUUAUUUAUGAAAUAAAGUCUGUUAAAUGAAGUCAA
Molecule: messenger RNA, 1262 nt
Organism: Gasterosteus aculeatus aculeatus (three-spined stickleback)
Lineage: Eukaryota; Metazoa; Chordata; Actinopteri; Perciformes; Gasterosteidae
Gene: lin7b
Product: lin-7 homolog B (C. elegans)
Molecular function (GO): protein binding
Source: RefSeq, a predicted model, not a curated record